CCACAAUUGACAUACCAUCUACAAUUUCCUGCAUGCACAAAACCUUUUAUCCCGUAAUAUAAAGAAGAACGCAACCUCGAACGAUGACUGCCCCUUCUUCGAAACAGUCGACAUCCUCACAACCAUCGCCUGCUACAGAAAUGGUCGCAGCUGAUCUCACUACCGUAUUCAAUACUCUUAUCACAGGACUGCAUAUUCUCCACUAUAAUGGCGUUCUAGAUGCUUAUGGUCAUAUCUCCGUCCGUAAUCCGAACGAUGGUUCCAACUUUUUCAUGUCUCGCAACCUUGCUCCUGCUCUGGUCGCCAACAGCAGUGAUCUGGUCGAGUAUCGCGUCGAGGAUGCUGCUCCUAUCGAUCCAAAUGCUCCUGGUGGAUUCCUCGAACGCUAUAUACAUAGCGAGCUAUAUAAGCGCUUCCCGAGCAUCAACAGCGUUGUCCACAGUCACUCUCCGCAAGUGGUUCCCUACACCUUCAGUGGUGUGCCUCUGCGUUCAUGCAUUCACAUGGCAGGCUUUCUAGGUGAUGAAGUUCCAAACUUUGAUAUCACUGCACACUACGAACCUGGUGAUAAUCAGGACAUCCUCAUUCGCUCGCAGCGCCUUGGUGCGGCACUUGCAGCUGAAUUCUCCUCCGACCGCUCUUUGCCAAAUGCCACCCAGACUGAGGCCGAUCACGCGGUCGUAUUGAUGCAGAACCAUGGCUUCACUACUGUAGCUUCGAGCAUCAAGCUGGCUGUCAUGCAAGCUGUAUAUACGCAAGUCAAUGCCGGGAUUCAGACUACAGCCUUGACUAUCCAGAAUUCGAACCCCAAUCGGAACCAGCAAGAUUUAUCGUUCCUAAGCAGUCAACAAGCAGUAAAGACCUGGACAACAAUGUCAGGCACUUCGGAUCGACCCUGGGGUCUAUGGAGUCACGAGGUCCGCUCUUCUAAUUUGUAUCAGAAUCUUCUGGAUCCAGAUCAGACACAGCCUGCUGCGCCGCUUCUCUGAUGCUGCUUUCGAGGCCUUCCAAGUGACUCGAUGUGGACUUCUGUGUUGGGCCGCUAUGACACACUAGCUACCAGGAGAAGUCGAUUUGAUGGAUUCGAAACAUUGCAUAUGAUGUUGCGGCGUUCCAUGUUGUCUUGAGAUAUUGGUGGUAACAUGAGGCAUACAUACUAUUAUGAUGACUGAUCAGGUACAGGGUAAUACGAACUUCCAGAUGUCUUCCUAGAGGUCUUCGAACGAUCUCGUUGGGAACAGAUUAUGCCGCAAUUGAGAUUGUGUUCCUAACGAAAACUAUUCAAGUGCC
Aureobasidium subglaciale EXF-2481 is the source of this 1290-nucleotide messenger RNA. RefSeq lists its product as uncharacterized. Gene Ontology annotation, biological process: pentose catabolic process. The transcript has 2 exons. Bases 84 to 989 code for a protein of 301 amino acids. Gene Ontology annotation, molecular function: aldehyde-lyase activity. NCBI's taxonomy places the organism in Eukaryota, Fungi, Ascomycota, Dothideomycetes, Dothideales, Saccotheciaceae. Gene Ontology annotation, cellular component: cytosol. The record is from RefSeq and is a predicted model, not a curated record.